Molecule: messenger RNA, 2035 nt
Organism: Saprolegnia diclina VS20
Lineage: Eukaryota; Oomycota; Saprolegniomycetes; Saprolegniales; Saprolegniaceae
Exons: 1
Coding region: 71-2035 (654 amino acids)
Source: RefSeq, a predicted model, not a curated record
CAACGGCCUCGCGUCGGUAUUUUGAGAUCCGACGGUUCGUUGUCAGGUGUUAGUUGGUGUUUUGCGAGUGAUGAAGUCGAUCCCCGUCGCUGUGCUCGUCAAGGACAAGGCGCCGUGGUGGUCCCUCAGCUGGCUGAGCACCCUUGCCGAGACGUAUGCGCUUCGCGACAAGAUCAACCGCGUCCUGGUCGUUGCCGCGUACAUCAUUGGCGUCCUCGUCGUUGUCCUCGUCGCGAUCGAUGCGAUCUGCAACAACUGGGCCAUCAUCGACUUUGUCGGCGACGGCAACGAGUUCAUCACGCCGGUGGCCAACACGAAAGGCGCCGGCGACCUCGCUGAAACGUAUGCGUUCCGGAAAGGCGGGGACCUCGCGAGUCUCUCGAGCAUUGGUCUUUGGAUGACCAACUACUCGGUGUCGAACCUCGGCGCGCGCAACUCGAACAUCUACCUUCUCUCAACCUCGGAAUUUGAGAUCGAUGCGCGCAUCAACAUUUGCAGCCGCUUCUCGGGCAGCUACGCCGUCGAUUUGGCGGUGAAAAACCCGUUCAAGCUCGGCGUCGCCUUUGAUUUGGUUUCGUUUUUGCGCGGGAAUGCGAUUUCAAUUGCCUUCUCCGACGAAGCCGCCUCGGGUGUGGGCAACCGCAGUUCUGGAGCGAGCAGCGCCGAGCUCCAGCAACGCGGGUACGCGCCGGCGCGCCUCGGCGCCGACGUCCGUCUCUCGCAGUUUAUCAAGCUUGCCAACACAUCCAACGUGCAAGUCCAGGUCGUGCCGGUCUGGGAGAUCUUUACGAAAGGCUACUGCACGGGGUGUAUUCCGAUCGCCGAGCUCGGCCGUGGUAGCUGCAACUUUAGCAUGACGUACACCGAUGCCAACAAGACGCUCAAUGUCCUCGCGCGACCGAUGCCCGGGUCGCUGCACCGGCAUGGGCUCCUCACGCGUCAGAGUGCGUUCAACACUGCAUCGCACUGGAUCAAAUUCAUUGCGCUCUUCUUUGCCGCUGGGGGCUACCUCGCGAGCCGCCGCACGGUGCAGUGGCUCGAGGUCGACCCGACAAAACCAGACACGAUCUUCACACGCGCACUCCAGACCGUGGUCCCAAAAUGCUUUCCGCAUCUGAGCCACGCACUCCGCUUUGAUAUGUUUUGCUACAACUCGGAUUUGUUUGUGACGCUCUUCUGCAUCUCGAUCAUCCUCGACAUGGACAGUUCGCUCAUCUACAUUCGCGAAGUCAACGUGUACAACGCGAUCAAGCCGCAGUUCUUUGUGAGUGUCCGUCUUUUCGCCUUGAGUUUGCGUCUUCUUUGGCUCAACUGCGGCAUUCUCAAGCUCUGCAAAAUUGGCUUGAGUAUCGUGAGCACCGCCACGUAUUGCGGCGAGAGCCGACUCAUGGGCUACUUCAACUUGACGAGCGUCACAUCUCUGUAUCUGAGCGCGAUCUUGCUCUUUUACAUCCCCAAUUACAUCGAGUACAACAACAGCGUGCGCCAAGAUUUGUUCAACAGCGUCGAGAACCUCGAUGGAACCCCCGUCAACUACUACAACAGCUUUUACUUUCGCGUCAGCUACGCCAUGGGCAUGGGCCUGAUCACCAACAUCCCCGUCAUAACCCUCCUCGAUCAAGCGAUCAACCGGUCAUUUUGGAAUCUCAUGGCGCGCAACAGUCUCGGGCGGCAAGCGCUCUUCAACAGCACGUCGAUCUUGUGUGAUUACAUCUCGGAUGUCCGCGAAGACAAGAAGCAUCGGGCAGCUCUCAUCAUCUGCAAGGCGCGCCGACUGAGCACGCUCCAGUGGUUCUUCAUGACGCACAUGUUUACGUUUGGCUUGCCGGAGAAGGAACUGCGCGUCAAAGCCAAGUACCAACCGACGACCCAAGGCACGACUGCAGCCGGGGAAACGGGCCCGGCCAAAGAAAUGUGCAUGGUGGUGCAAGAUGGCAGCUGCCACAUUCACCUUCUCGACGACCAGCUCGCAGACGUCAAGAGCCUAGUCUACAACAUCAAGGUGCUCAAAGACACGACCGUCGUCAUCAAGUAG